AUGAUGAAUAAUCGAUUGUUUCAUUCAUUUAUAAAUACUCCAUUAAUCAAUACUUAUAUUGUGUAUGAUCUUAUUGGCUACUUAAUAUUUAUAGCAUUGAUCAGUUUAAUUCUACUUUUAAUUAUAUUAUAUUGUUAUAUAUAUUAUUAUUUUUGUCAUUAUCAUCAUCAUCGAUAUUUAUCAUAUGAAUUAAAUGAAGAAUUUCCCGAACAAGAAAGUAUUAAAAACAAUUCAUUUAUAAAAUGUCAUUCAGAUGAUAAAAAUCAUUUAUCACAAUUAUAUAAUUCUUAUCCUCAUUUAAUCAGUCAUAGUCCUAUAAUAACAACAACAACAGAAAUAAAUAAUCAAAAUUGUACAACAAUUAAUACAUUGUCUAGUUCGACAACUUCACAUAGUUCAUUGAUUCGAUCAGAUUCCAUUGUCGAAAAUAAUCAGAAUAAAUUCUAUAAAACUAUUCGUAAGAUCAAUCGAAUGCAAGAUUAUAUUAAAACACCAACUGAUCGUAUACUCAUGUCUGGUCGACUUUCAUCAUGUAAUCUUUCUAUCUUAUCCAAACAAAUUUUAUCAUCUGAAAAUGAUAAUAAUCAAAAAAAUUCUCAGGCAAUAAUUCCAAAUACAACGAUAUGUUCUUCACUUGAACAAUUAACACCUAUUUAUGAAACUGAAUGGACACAUAAUUUAACACAAGUAACUAUGAAUAAAAUACCAUCAAUGGAAUUUCCAUUAUUAUCAUCACCUGGUCUUAUAUCAACUACAGAUUAUUUUCAACAAGAACAUCCAUAUAAUAAAUUUUUAGUAAGUCGACAAAAAUCAUCAGAUUCAAUACGACGAACGAAAAUACUUAAACGACUUAAAGAUGAUGCAUCUUUUCUUUAUUAA
This is a messenger RNA of Adineta steineri, 879 nucleotides long. The record is from the annotation of a GenBank genome assembly. Lineage: Eukaryota; Metazoa; Rotifera; Eurotatoria; Adinetida; Adinetidae.